AUGUAUACUUACCGGUGUUUAAAAUGUUUAUACAUUAACAUAUUGAAUAUGGACUUGCAAAAUGAAGAAAAUAAUAAAAUGCUCAUUAAACAUCCAAAAGUCAGAAGGGUUGGAAGAGCCACUGUUAAAUACAAAGGGGAUUGGAAUAAUUUACCAGAUUUGAUACUCGAAAAUAUUUUCUCUUUUUUGGACAUUGGAGCUAAACAUAACGCAUCGAAAACAUGCAAAUUGUGGAAUUCAGUUUUUCAUUUACCAUAUUCAUGGCACACAUUUGUUUUUGAUGACACGACCCUCACACGGAGAAAGUUUAACUAUUAUUCAGGAUGGCAGUAUACAUUAGAUCAUCUACGGGUACAAUUGUGCCUUCAGUCCAUUGGCCGUUACGUCAAAGUUCUGGUGUUCAAGCCGAUCACCAAUUUUUAUAACCUUUAUGAGUUCAUGAACAUGAUAUCGUUCUACGCGGAACAUGGCCAGGGAAUAGGAUCGAGAAUAAACACCUUACAGUACACAUUCCCGUGCAAUAUGGCAACGUCACGUAUCGACGAAUCGGUUUUGUACGGCACAGGAGGUAAGCUUUUGGAAGCGCUAAAAAGAUUGAUGGGAAACUUGCCGUCACUUGUGAGAUUGGAGCUGAUCGAUUUGAUGUUGGACAACGAUGACGCGCAGACAUUGUUGGACCAAGUGUGUUUCUAUUGUUGCACCACRUUGAGAUCCUUAGUGUUAGUGAACACUACUAAAUAUUUAUGUCAGUUGCUCCAUCCCGGAACUUUUAUUAAUUUACAGAUAUUAGUGAUUAGUCCUCAGAAUCUAGGAAGCGAUUUGUUGUUGAUGCUGAGUCAAAUCAGACUCAGACACUUGCACAUACUCCAAAACCGUUAUACGCCUAUCGACAUCGAAGCCAUGAACACGUUCGACUGGAAACAUUGUGUUAAGGCAAACCCAACGUUAAAAGUACAUCUCAGGGUAGAAUCUAUCAGAGAAAGACAGAUUUUAUGGCAACCUUGUUCACCCGUUUCAAGUAUAAUUUAUAAAUCGCCAAAUAUGCGGAUGAACGCUGACAUUUUAAAUAAAACAAUCGAAUUAUACUCUGAUCGGUUGCUGACGUUUGGAUAUCUGGAACUUCCGAAAUUCUUCCAACCAUCGUCGUUCAAAGAGCGAAUCGACACGACAUUGGUAAACCUAGUCCAGCUUUGUCCUAAGCUGAAUACCUUAAUGAUAAGAGAAAAAAUAUCUACGUGUACAUUGUUAUUAAUUUCAUACUAUGGCCACUCGUUGAAAUGUUUACACGUUCGUCGCAAUGCGGUUAUCUUACGGUGUGAUUGGCCACGUCAAAAUGACUGGUCGGAUGAGUUUUAUCAAUGGUUGAAAAAGUCMAGCUCAUCGUAUGAAGUAGUAGAAGAAGAAAUUUCGAUAUCUUUAGGAUUGGAUAAAUGGUCUAUGCUUUGUGAUCAAGAUUUUAAACGUAUAUCUCCACAACUUUAUUCGUCGUAUUAUAAUUAAAUGAAAUAUACCUACUCAACCAUUAGGUACUACCUUUUUUCUGUCUGAAAAAUUGCUUAUUUUUUUUUAUAUAAAAUACCAAUAAUUGUUAUUUUAUAAUUCAUUUAUCAUUCA
Diuraphis noxia (Russian wheat aphid) is the source of this 1614-nucleotide messenger RNA. RefSeq lists its product as uncharacterized. Lineage: Eukaryota; Metazoa; Arthropoda; Insecta; Hemiptera; Aphididae. Gene Ontology annotation, molecular function: protein binding. The record is from RefSeq and is a predicted model, not a curated record.